CGGAAGGGGAGCAGAAGCCCCCGGUUCCCGAGCGCGCGCCGCGGGUGGCUCAGUCCCCACCGUCAGGCUCGCCCGGAGCCCACCCGCGCCCGCCGCCGCCCGGCCCGACCUUCCCCCCCGCGCGCCCCGCGCCCUGCCCGACCGAGUCAUGCUCCGGGUCUUCAUCCUCUACGCCGAGAACGUGCACACGUCGGACGCCGACAUCAGCGAUGCCUACUGCUCCGCCGUGUUCGCAGGGGUGAAGAAGAGAACCAAAGUCAUCAAGAACAGCGUGAACCCUGUGUGGAAUGAGGGCUUUGAGUGGGACCUCAAGGGCAUCCCCCUGGACCACAGCUCAGAGCUUCAUGUGGUGGUCAAGGACCAUGAGACGAUGGGGCGGAACAGGUUUCUGGGCGAAGCCAAGGUCCCCCUCAGGGAGGUCCUUGCCACCCCCAGUCUCUCUGCCAGCUUCAACGCGCCCCUGCUGGACACCAAGAAGCAACCCACAGGGGCCUCGCUGGUCCUGCAGGUGUCCUACACACCCCUCCCAGGAGCCGUGCCCCCAUUCCCCCCAUCAGCAUCUCUGGAACCUUCCCCGACGCUGCCUGACCUGGACAUGAUGGCCGGUGGGGGACCGAGCCGGGCCGAGACUUGGUCUCUGCUCAGUGACAGCACCGUGGACACGAGAUACUCUGGAAAGAAGUGGCCGGCCCCCACGGACACAGGAGAGGAGGACACCGAGGAUCCGGGGCUCACGGGAGAUGAGACGGAGCCUUUCCUGGAGCAGAGCGGAGCCCCAGGUCCGGGGGCGCCCGCCACCCCCAGGAAGCCACCUUCCCAUCCUCCUCCCUACCCGGGGAGCAGGAAGAAGAAGACCACACCUGCACCCAGAAGGGUGCUGUCAGACAAGCCACAGGACUUCCAGAUCAGGGUCCAGGUGAUCGAGGGGCGCCAGCUGCCAGGGGUGAACAUCAAGCCCGUGGUCAAGGUCACAGCAGCUGGGCAGACCAAGAGGACGCGCAUCCACAAGGGAAACAGCCCGCUCUUCAGCGAGACUCUUUUCUUCAACGUGUUUGACUCCCCAGCGGAGCUGUUUGACGAGCCCAUCUUCAUCACGGUGGUGGACUCCCGUUCCCUCAGGACGGAUGCCCUCAUCGGGGAGUUCCGGAUGGACGUGGGGACCAUCUACAGGGAGCCCCGACACGCCUACCUCCGCAAGUGGCUGCUGCUGUCCGACCCUGACGAUUUCUCUGCGGGUGCCAGAGGCUACCUGAAAGCCAGCCUGUGCGUGCUGGGGCCCGGAGAUGAAGCGCCUGUGGAGAGAAAAGACCCCUCCGAGGACAAGGAGGACAUCGAGGGCAACCUGCUGCGGCCCACGGGCGUGGCCCUCCGAGGGGCGCACUUCCGCCUGAAGAUCUUCCGCGCGGAGGACCUGCCCCAGAUGGACGAUGCUGUCAUGGACAAUGUGAAGCAGAUCUUUGGCUUUGACAGUAACAAGAAGAACCUGGUGGACCCCUUCUUGGAAGUGGGCUUUGCGGGGAAAAUGCUCUGCAGCAAGAUCCUGGAGAAGACGGCCAACCCGCAGUGGAACCAGAGCAUCACGCUGCCUGCCAUGUUCCCCUCCAUGUGUGAGAAGAUGCGGAUCCGAGUCAUAGACUGGGACCGCCUCACCCACAAUGACAUUGUGGCCACCACCUACCUGAGCAUGUCGAAAAUCUCCGCCCCUGGAGGAGAAAUCGAAGAGGAGCCUGCAGGUGCUGUCAAGUCUCCUCCAGCCACCAACCUGGACGACCAGCUGGGCUUCCUCCCCACCUUUGGGCCCUGCUAUGUCAACCUGUACGGCAGCCCCCGGGAGUUCACCGGCUUCCCGGACCCCUAUGCAGAGCUCAACACGGGCAAGGGGGAAGGCGUGGCUUACCGAGGCCGGCUCCUGCUCGCCCUGGACACCAAGCUCGUGGAGCACAGCGAGCAGAAGGUGGAGGAUCUCCCGGCCGACGACAUCCUCCGGGUGGAGAAGUACCUUCGGAGGCGCAAGUACUCGCUCUUUGCCGCCUUCUACUCGGCCACCAUGCUGCAGGACGUCGAUGCUGCCGUCCAGUUCGAGGUCAGCAUCGGCAACUAUGGGAACAAGUUCGACAACAGCUGCCUGCCGCUCGCCUCCACCACGCAGUACAGCAGGGCGGUCUUUGAUGGCUGUCACUACUACUACUUGCCGUGGGGCAACGUGAAGCCCGUGGUGGUGCUGUCCUCCUACUGGGAGGACAUCAGCCACAGGAUCGAGGCUCAGAACCAGCUGCUCAGCAUUGCCGACCGGCUGGAAGCCAGCCUGGAGCACAUUCACCUGGCGCUGAAGGCACAGGGCUCCUUGGAGGACCUGGACGCGCUGGUGGCGCGGCUGAUGGAUGAGCUCAUCGCAGACUGCAGCCAGCCCCUGCGUAACAUCCAGGAGGUUCCCGCGGCCACUCACCUGGACCAGUACCUGUACCGCCUGCGCACCCGGCACCUGCUCCAGAUCACCGAGGCCGCCCUGGCCCUGAAGCUGGGCCACGGCGAGCUGGGCCCCUUCCUGGAGCAGGCUGAGGACUGGCUCCUGCGUCUCCGUGCCCUGGCAGACGAGCCCCAGAACAGCCUGCCCGACAUCGUCAUCUGGAUGCUGCAGGGGGACAAGCGAGUGGCCUACCAGCGGGUGCCGGCACACCAGGUCCUCUUCUCCCGGCGGGGCGGCAGCUGCUGCGGCAAGAACUGCGGGAAGCUGCAGACCAUCUUCCUCAAGUACCCCAUGCAAGGGGCGCCCGGCGCACGGAUGCCAGUGCAGAUCCGGGUGAAGCUCUGGUUUGGGCUCUCCGUGGACGAGAAGGAGUUCAACCAGUUUGCCGAGGGCAAGCUGUCGGUCUUUGCGGAAACCUACGAGAAUCAGACCAAGCUGGCCCUGGUCGGGAACUGGGGCACCACCGGCCUCACCUACCCCAAGUUCUCGGACAUCACGGGCAAGAUCAAGCUCCCCAAGGAGAGCUUCCGCCCGUCGGCCGGCUGGACCUGGGCUGGAGACUGGUUCGUGUGUCCGGAGAAGACCCUGCUGCACGACCCGGACGCGGGCCACCUGAGCUUCGUGGAGGAGGUGUUUGAGAACCAGACCCGGCUCCCGGGCGGCCAGUGGAUCUACAUGAGUGAUAACUACACAGACGUGAAUGGGGAGAAGGUGCUCCCCAAGGAUGACAUCGAGUGUCCCCUGGGCUGGAAGUGGGAAGAUGAAGAAUGGUCCACGGACCUCAACCGGGCCGUCGAUGAGCACGGCUGGGAGUACAGCAUCGCCGUUCCCCCCGACCGGAAGCCGAGGCACUGGGUCCCCGCCGAGAAGAUGUACUACACACACCGGCGUCGGCGCUGGGUCCGUCUGCGCAGGAGGGACCUCAGCCAGAUGGAGGCGCUCAAGAGGCACAGGCAGGCAGAAGCGGAAGGCGAGGGCUGGGAGUACGCGUCCCUCUUCGGCUGGAAGUUCCACCUGGAGUACCGCAAGACUGAUGCGUUUCGCCGCCGUCGCUGGCGCCGCCGCAUGGAGCCGCUGGAGAAGACGGGACCGGCGGCCGUGUUCGCGCUUGAGGGGGCGCUGGGGGGCAUGGUGGAUGACAGGAGUGAAGAUUCCAUGUCCGUCUCCACCUUGAGCUUCGGUGUGAAUAGACCUACGAUUUCCUGCAUCUUUGACUAUGGAAACCGAUACCAUCUCCGCUGUUACAUGUACCAGGCCCGGGACCUGCCUGCCAUGGACAAGGACUCUUUCUCUGACCCCUACGCCAUCGUCUCCUUCCUGCACCAGAGCCAGAAGACGGUGGUGGUGAAGAACACGCUGAACCCCACCUGGGACCAGACCCUCAUCUUCUACGAGAUUGAGAUUUUUGGGGAGCCCGCCAGCGUGGCAGAGCAGCCGCCCAGCAUCGUGGUAGAGCUGUACGACCAUGACACUUACGGUGCCGACGAGUUUCUGGGACGCUGCAUCUGCCAGCCAAGUCUCGACAGGACGCCCCGGCUGGCCUGGUUCCCCCUCACGAGGGGCGGCCAGCCUGCGGGGGAGCUGCUGGCCUCUUUUGAGCUCAUCCAGAGGAAGAAGCCGGCCAUCCACCAUAUUCCUGGUUUUGAGGUGCAGGAUGCAUCAGGGAUCCUGGAAGAGCUGUGUGCACCUGCCUUCUUCCUCCGGGGCCUCCUCCCAACGCAGUCGGAGGACACAGACCUGCCCUACCCACCGCCCCAGAGGGACGCCAAUGUCUACAUGGUCCCUCAGAAUAUCAAGCCGGCUCUCCAGCGGAUGGCCAUUGAGAUCCUGGCAUGGGGCCUUCGGAACAUGAAGAGCUACCAGCUGGCCAGCGUCUCCUCCCCGAGCCUCGUGGUGGAGUGUGGGGGUCAGACGGUGCAGUCCUGUGUCAUCAAGAACCUCCGGAAGAACCCCAACUUUGACAUCUGCACCCUCUUCAUGGAAGUAAUGCUGCCCCGGGAGGAACUGUACUGCCCCCCCAUCGUGGUCAAGGUCAUUGACAACCGCCAGUUUGGCCGCCGGCCUGUGGUGGGCCAGUGCACCAUCCGCUGCCUGGAGAGCUUCCUGUGUGACCCCCACUCAGAGCAGAGCCCCUCCCCGCAGGGCGGCCCAGAUGACGUGAGCUUGCUCAGUCCUGGGGAAGAUGUGCUCAUCGACAUCGACGACAAGGAGCCCCUCAUCCCCCUCCAGCUUGCAGAUGGUCUGUCGGGCUCAGCCCCCACUAACACGGCAUCUCCUCCAUCCAGUCCUCAUGAGGAGGAGUUCAUCGAUUGGUGGAGUAAAUUUUAUGCCUCCAUAGGCGAGAGGGAAAAGUGUGGCUCCUACUUGGAGAAAGACUAUGACACACUAAAGGUCUAUGACACUCAACUGGAGAAUGUGGAGGCCUUUGAGGGCCUGUCGGAUUUUUGCAACACCUUCAAGCUCUACCGGGGCAAGACUCAGGAGGAGACAGAGGACCCAUCUGUCAUUGGGGAAUUUAAGGGUCACUUCAAAAUUUAUCCCCUCCCAGAAGAUCCGUCCAUCCCCAUGCCCCCCAGACAGUUCCACCAGCUGGCCGCCCAGGGGCCCCAGGAGUGCCUGGUCCGCAUCUAUAUCAUUCGAGCAUUUGGCCUGCAGCCCAAGGACCCCAACGGGAAGUGUGACCCUUACAUCAAGAUCUCCAUUGGGAAGAAGACAGUGAGUGACCAGGACAACUACAUCCCCUGCACGCUGGAGCCUGAGUUUGGGAAGAUGUUCGAGCUCACCUGCACGCUGCCUCUGGAGAAGGACCUGAAGAUCGCCCUCUACGACUAUGACCUCCUCUCCAAGGAUGAGAAGAUCGGGGAGACGCUCAUUGACCUGGAGAACAGGCUGCUGUCCAAGUUUGGGGCUCGCUGUGGACUCCCGCAGACCUACUGCAUCUCUGGACCCAACCAGUGGCGAGACCAGCUGCGGCCUUCACAGCUCCUGCACCUCCUGUGCCAGCAGCGGCGCCUCAAGGCCCCCCUGUACAAGCCCGACUGCGUGGUGUUUCAGGACAAGGAGUACACGAUCGGGGACGUUGAGGCGGGCAGGGCCCCCAACCCUCACCUGGGCCCAGUGGAGGAGCGCCUUGCCCUGCACGUGCUGCAGCUGCAGGGGCUGGUUCCUGAGCACGUGGAGUCGAGGCCCCUCUACAGCCCCCUGCAGCCGGACAUCGAGCAGGGGAAGCUCCAGAUGUGGAUUGAUCUGUUUCCAAAGGCCCUGGGACGGCCAGGACCCCCCUUCAACAUCACCCCAAGGAGAGCCAAAAGGUUUUUCCUGCGCUGCAUCAUCUGGAACACCAAGGAUGUGAUCCUGGAUGACCUGAGCAUCACGGGGGAGAAGAUGAGUGACAUCUAUGUGAAGGGUUGGAUGGUUGGAUUUGAAGAGCACAAGCAAAAGACGGAUGUGCAUUACCGGUCUCUGGGCGGGGAAGGCAACUUUAACUGGAGGUUCAUUUUCCCCUUCGACUACCUGCCAGCCGAGCAAGUGUGUACCGUCUCCAAGAAGGAUGCUUUCUGGAGGCUGGACAAGACAGAGAGCAAAAUCCCAGCGCGUGUGGUGUUUCAGAUCUGGGACAAUGACAAGUUUUCCUUCGACGACUUUCUGGGCUCCUUGCAGCUGGAUCUCAACCGCAUGCCCAAGCCAGCCAAGACAGCCGAAAAGUGCUCCUUGAACCAGCUGGAUGACAUUUUCCACCCAGAGUGGUUUGUGUCCCUCUUUGAACAGAAAACCGUGAAGGGCUGGUGGCCCUGUGUGGCCGACGAGGGGGAGAAGAAGAUCCUGGCGGGCAAGCUGGAGAUGACCUUGGAGAUAGUUGCUGAGAGUGAGCACGAAGAGCGGCCCGCUGGCCAGGGCCGGGAUGAACCCAACAUGAACCCCAAACUUGAAGACCCCAGGCGCCCUGACACCUCCUUCCUCUGGUUCACAUCACCGUACAAGACCAUGAAGUUCAUCCUAUGGCGGCGCUUCCGGUGUGCCAUCAUCCUCUUCAUCAUUCUCUUCAUCCUGUUGCUGUUCUUGGGCAUCUUCGUCUAUGCCUUCCCGAACUACGCAGCCAUGAAGCUGGUGAAACCCUUCAGCUGAGGCUUCGCUACUCCGGACCAGGUGCCGCCUCUGUCCGAACUUCUCCAGACCUCCAGGCCCGAGCGUCCUGCCGGAGGGAUGGAUGUGCUCCAAAAGUCACAUGAAUGAAACCGGGAUUCUCCCCUCCCCCCACACACACUUCACCAUUUCUCUCUUCCCCAGCCCGACCCUUUUGGGGUCAGCCAUA
Molecule: messenger RNA, 6779 nt
Organism: Sorex araneus (European shrew)
Lineage: Eukaryota; Metazoa; Chordata; Mammalia; Eulipotyphla; Soricidae
Gene: DYSF
Product: dysferlin
Exons: 58
Coding region: 149-6592 (2147 amino acids)
Biological process (GO): macrophage activation involved in immune response; negative regulation of phagocytosis; plasma membrane repair
Cellular component (GO): T-tubule; cytoplasmic vesicle; membrane
Molecular function (GO): calcium ion binding; calcium-dependent phospholipid binding
Source: RefSeq, a predicted model, not a curated record